CUGAGCCAAACCUACCAAGACAUUUAACUAUAAACACUUUUGGCAACAAUCGAGAGAUUCACUCCCGCACAUUCCCGGAGCUGAAAAGACAGCAAGUGUUUAUCCAGACACUUGCUAAGAAUAUGACUGGAUUUUAGGAGCAUUUUUACUGUAAAACUAAAAAUCUCAGAAAAAGAUCAGCCAGAACAGACAAAACAAUGCCAGGAACAGUAAGGCUGCGCAGCAUCAAGAGGUUUGGACAGGAAAAUGAUGGUUACGAAUUUUCAGAUGAAGAGACAAAUGGUGAUUACAUGACAAUGGGAAAGGAUAAAAAGUCCAAAAAUAGCAAGAAAGAAGAAUCGGCUAUCCGCGUUGGCUUCUUUCAGCUGUUUCGCUAUGCCAGCUGUCGGGAGAUCUGCAUGAUGAUUAUUGGGAGCUUGUGUGCGAUUGUUCACGGUUCAGCGCAGCCGCUGAUGCUGCUCGUGUUUGGGAUGCUGACGGACACCUUCAUAGAGUAUGACAUCGAGCUCAAUGAGCUUAGUGACCCGGAGAAAGCAUGUGUGAACAACACUAUACAGUGGAGAAACCUGACACAAGAAGAAAACCUGGCACUGAACAUGACCAGAUCAUGCGGGCUAUUGGACAUUGAAUAUGAAAUGACCAAUUUCGCCUACUAUUAUGUAGGCAUUGGAGCAGGGGUCUUCAUUCUUGGAUAUCUCCAAAUCUCUCUGUGGAUCACUGCAGCAGCACGACAGAUUCAGAUUAUCAGGAGGAUGUAUUUCAGGAAGGUCAUGAGGAUGGAGAUUGGUUGGUUUGACUGCACCUCUGUGGGAGAGCUCAACACACGCAUGUCUGAUGACAUCAACAAGAUAAACGAUGCCAUUGCUGAUCAGGUGGGGAUCUUCAUCCAGCGCUUCACCACAUUUGUGGUGGGCUUCCUCAUGGGUUUUGCAAGGGGCUGGAAACUAACGCUGGUCAUCAUCUCAGUGUCUCCUCUGAUUGGGAUCGGAGCAGGUCUCAUGGCUCUGUUUGUGGCAAAACUGACGGGAAUGGAGCUGCAGGCAUACGCUAAAGCAGGUGCUGUGGCAGAUGAGGUUUUGUCUUCUGUACGUACUGUGGCAGCAUUUGGUGGCGAGAAAAAAGAGGUGGACAGGUAUGACCGUAAUCUGGUCUCUGCCCAGCGAUGGGGCAUCAGGAAAGGUCUGAUCAUGGGGUUUUUCACAGGGUACAUGUGGUUCAUCAUCUUCCUGUGUUACGCAUUAGCGUUCUGGUAUGGAUCCAGCUUAGUAGUGGACACACAAGAGUACAGUCCAGGGACAUUACUACAGGUAUUUUUUGGAGUGCUUAUUGCUGCGUUGAAUUUGGGCCAGGCGUCUCCUUGUCUGGAGGCUUUUGCUGCAGGAAGAGGGGCCGCCACUAUUAUCUUUGAGACCAUAGAGCGUGAACCACAGAUCGAUUGUCUCUCUGAGGCUGGAUAUAAGUUAGACAAAGUGAAAGGAGAUCUGGAGUAUCAUAAUGUAACUUUUCAUUACCCAUCUCGACCUGAAGUGAAGAUCCUCGAUCAGCUUAAUCUGCAGGUUAAGUCAGGAGAGACAACAGCAUUUGUGGGUCCCAGUGGUGCUGGGAAGAGCACCGCGAUUCAGCUCAUUCAACGAUUCUAUGACCCCAAAGAAGGGAUGGUUACAUUGGAUGGUCAUGACAUCAGGGGUCUGAACAUCCAGUGGCUGCGUUCUCUGAUUGGAAUUGUGGAGCAGGAGCCGGUUCUAUUUGCGACCACCAUUGCUGAGAACAUUCGAUAUGGGCGUCCUGGAGUCUCGAAUGAUGACAUCAUCUCAGCAGCUAAAGAGGCCAAUGCCUACAACUUCAUCAUGGAUUUACCACAGAAAUUUGACACUUUGGUAGGUGAGGGUGGUGGCCAGAUGAGUGGCGGACAGAAACAGAGAAUCGCAAUAGCCCGGGCACUUGUGAGGAAUCCCAGAAUCCUCCUGCUGGACAUGGCUACAUCAGCUCUGGACAAUGAGAGUGAGGCUAUCGUACAGGAGGCUUUGGACAAGGUACGAUUGGGUCGCACCACCAUCUCCAUCGCUCACCGUUUAUCCACAAUAAAGAAUGCAGAUGUGAUCGUGGGAUUCGAGCAUGGCCGUGCCGUGGAACGAGGAAAACAUGACGAGCUGCUGGAUAGAAAGGGUGUCUACUUCACCUUGGUCACUCUUCAGAGCCAGGGAGACAAAGCCCUCAAUCAAAAAGCCCAACAGGAGAUGGAGGUAGCUGAAAGUAUUGAUCCUGAUGCAGAGAGAAAGAGUCUCAGCAGGGCAGGAAGUUAUCGUGCUAGCUUGAGGGCUUCUAUUCGCCAAAGAUCUCGAUCACAACUGUCGAAUGUUGUACCCGAAGCCUCUGUGGCCUUCGCUGGAGAGCUAGGACCUCGCUCAUACUCUGAAACCUGCGUUCCUCAGGGGAUCAAGGGAAAGAGCAGCCUUCCUGAUGAUGAUUCAGAGGUGGUGGAACCAGCUCCAGUGGCUCGUAUUCUGAAAUAUAACGCUCCUGAAUGGCCCUACAUGCUCUUUGGAGCUUUCGGAGCAGCUGUGAAUGGAGGGGUGAACCCAGUCUACUCUCUCCUCUUCAGCCAGAUCCUGGCGACAUUCUCGAUGCCUGAUCCUGUAGAACAACGGAGGGAAAUUAAUGGCAUCUGUCUGUUCUUUGUAGUUGUUGGUUUGGUUUCAUUUUGCACACAAAUGUUACAGGGCUAUGCAUUCUCUAAAUCUGGGGAACUGCUGACACGUAGACUGAGGCGUCUGGGUUUUCACGCAAUGUUGGGGCAGGAGAUCGGCUGGUUUGAUGACCACAAAAACAGCCCAGGUGCUUUGACCACAAGACUGGCCACUGAUGCCUCACAAGUCCAGGGAGCCACAGGUUCUCAGAUCGGCAUGAUUGUGAAUUCUCUGACCAACAUUGGUGUGGCCAUUAUCAUCUCCUUCUACUUCAGCUGGAAGCUCACUAUGGUCAUCCUGUGUUUCCUGCCCUUCUUGGCUCUCUCUGGAGGGUUUCAGGCUAAGAUGCUAACUGGAUUCGCCAAGCAGGACAAAGAGGCCAUGGAGGCAGCAGGACGGAUAUCUGGAGAAGCUCUAAAUAACAUCCGCACCAUUGCCGGCCUAGGAAAAGAGCGUAAUUUUGUGGAAAUGUUCGACGCACAGCUGGAGGCCCCGUACCAUGCCGCACUGAAGAAGGCUAAUGUUUACGGUGCCUGCUAUGGGUUUUCCCAGUGUGUGGUCUUCAUGGCAAACUCCGCCUCCUAUCGAUUCGGUGGAUACCUGGUCUAUCAAGAGGGGCUACAUUUUAGUAUGGUUUUCAGGGUGAUUUCAGCUAUUGUAACCAGCGGUACAGCUCUCGGCCGAGCGUCCUCCUACACUCCAGACUACGCCAAAGCCAAGAUCUCUGCCGCACGAUUCUUUGAGCUACUCGACCGCAUUCCCAAAAUCAGCGUCUACAGCAAUGAAGGAGAGAAAUGGGAUAAUUUUAAAGGGGAUAUUGAGUUUAUAGACUGCAAGUUCACAUACCCGUCCCGGCCAGAUAUUCAGGUUCUGAAUGGUCUGAAUGUGAGUGUUAGGCCAGGACAGACUUUGGCUUUUGUGGGCAGCAGCGGCUGUGGCAAGAGCACUAGUGUUCAACUAUUGGAGAGGUUCUAUGAUCCUAACAAUGGACGUGUGCUCAUUGACGGCCGUGAAUCUACUAAGGUCAACGUUGCUUUCCUGCGUUCUAAGAUUGGGAUUGUGUCUCAGGAGCCAAUUUUGUUUGACUGCAGUAUUGCAGAGAACAUCCGCUAUGGAGACAAUCAACGAGAGCUCAGCAUGGAUGAUGUCAUCUCCGCAGCCAAGAAGGCCCAGCUGCAUGACUUUGUCAUGUCACUUCCUGAGAAAUACGACACUAAUGUUGGUUCCCAAGGUUCCCAGCUUUCCCGGGGUCAAAAGCAACGCAUUGCUAUAGCCAGAGCGAUUAUACGAGAUCCCAAAAUACUUCUACUGGAUGAGGCCACCUCAGCACUGGACACAGAAAGUGAGAAGACUGUACAGGAGGCUUUGGAUAAAGCGAGAGAAGGCAGAACUUGUAUCGUCAUUGCUCACCGUCUGUCUACUAUCCAGAACUCUGACAUCAUAGCUGUGAUGUCUAGGGGAUAUGUAAUUGAGAAGGGCGCACACGACUAUCUCAUGGGCCUGAAGGGGGCGUACUACAAACUCGUCACAACUGGAGCUCCAAUCAGCUAAUCUCUCAAUCAGCACAUAAGAGAACUGGACAGGAUUUCAUACAUCCUUCUAGUGACAGAUAGAUGAAUAUAAUAAUAAAUCAGCUGAUAUUUGGCUGAUUAACACACCUUGUUGGCACAGAAAUAUUUGUACUGAAUUAAGUAAAUAUUGUGUAAAAAAUUAAUUUCAGUAAUACAAUUAAUAUAAUUGUAUUAGCUUACAUCACAUAUACAUGUCAAGAAAAAAACCUUAGUUAAUCUAAUAACACAAAAUUUUGAAAACAAGAACUGUUUGUUGCUGUAUGCAUUGUAAAAUGAAUGUAUUUAUGUACUAUCAAAUAAAACUUUUAUCGAUUAAACAAAA
Molecule: messenger RNA, 4580 nt
Organism: Megalobrama amblycephala (Wuchang bream)
Lineage: Eukaryota; Metazoa; Chordata; Actinopteri; Cypriniformes; Xenocyprididae
Gene: abcb11b
Product: ATP-binding cassette, sub-family B (MDR/TAP), member 11b
Biological process (GO): transmembrane transport
Cellular component (GO): membrane
Molecular function (GO): ATP binding; ATP hydrolysis activity; ABC-type transporter activity
Source: RefSeq, a predicted model, not a curated record